AUGUUGCAAAAGUCAUUGUACUUGAAUAUGAUAAAAUUAUUAUGGUUUAAUAUUAGUGUUGAGGGAAUACGUUCCUUGGUGUUAACGCGAGCCGUGUGUAGUAAUACUUUUUUAUUUUGUGGAUUAAUUAAUGUGGAUGUGUUACAGAACUUGUUGGUGGCGAGUGUGGCGGUGUUGGCGAUGGCAGAGCCGCCCCCAAGAUACCCAGACCCUACUCCAUAUGCCCCGGUACCCUCAUACCCUUCCCACUCACGAUACCCAAAAGAAGAAUACCAGGUCAUCCUACCCAAAUACGCCUUCAAUUAUGGCGUCUCAGAUGAGUACUCGGGCACCAACUUCGGCCACUCUGAGGUCCGCGACGGCUACAAGACUGAGGGCAGCUACUCGGUGGACCUCCCAGACGGUCGCAAACAGAUCGUCAAUUACGUGGACAAUGGUGAUGGUCUGGAGGCCCAGGUCACCUACGAGGGAGAAGCCCACUAUCCGGAGUAUAAGCCAGAGUAUCAACCCGCCCCUGUGUACAAACCCAAACCCGCUUAUUCGCCGUAUGAACCUGAACCUGUUUACAAACCUGCUCCCGCCUACAAGCCAGUCCCCACCUAUCGGCCUGCCCCCAGUUAUGAACCAAUUCCAAAAUAUCCAACUCCUAUCUACGAACCGGCUCCUACUUAUAAGCCUGUGUCUAACUAUCCACCUCCAGCCUAUGAAGAGGAUGCUAGCUAUCCACCUCCAGCUUACAAGCCUGCCCCUAGUUAUCCACCUCCAGCUUAUGGGUUGUCUCCAAGUUACCCUGACCUUAGUUACAUCCCCACCUACCUCGAAAAUAGCGAUCCUGACUAUAAUCCUGACCCAAACUAUGCUUAAGGCAGCACCUCGGUGGGGCAGCACUUGUUCUACACGUCAGUUGAACCGCUCAAGGGUAAUGUAUGAAUGUUUCUAGUUUCAUUAAAGACUUU
Procambarus clarkii (red swamp crayfish) is the source of this 956-nucleotide messenger RNA. RefSeq names its product adhesive plaque matrix protein. The record is from RefSeq and is a predicted model, not a curated record. Gene Ontology annotation, cellular component: extracellular matrix. NCBI's taxonomy places the organism in Eukaryota, Metazoa, Arthropoda, Malacostraca, Decapoda, Cambaridae.